Molecule: messenger RNA, 557 nt
Organism: Pteropus alecto (black flying fox)
Lineage: Eukaryota; Metazoa; Chordata; Mammalia; Chiroptera; Pteropodidae
Gene: GNLY
Product: granulysin
Exons: 5
Coding region: 77-499 (140 amino acids)
Biological process (GO): defense response to bacterium; lipid metabolic process; killing of cells of another organism
Cellular component (GO): cytolytic granule
Source: RefSeq, a predicted model, not a curated record
CCUGGCAAGGUCAGACUGCCGGGCUCCCAGGCUCCAUAAAACAGGGCAUCGAGGCCACCUGGGCAGCUGCCUCACCAUGGCUUCCUGGUCCCUCCUGCUCCUUGCCCUGGAGCUCCUGGCCACCCCAGGUCUGGCCUUUACUCGUCUGACCCCCGAGCACCAUGACCUGGUGAUGGCUGACCUGCAUGAUGGAGAGCAGUUCUACCAGAGUUUGGCCCAGGAGGGUCUCCAGGGUGACCUGCUGAUCACACGGGAGGGGAUGAGCAUCAACUGUUGGUCUUGUACGAAGAUAAUCCAGAAGCUGGAGAAAAUGGUGGGCAAGCAGCCUGACAAGGACAGCAUCGCCCAGGCUGCGUCCCGAGUGUGCAGCAAGAUGAGGUUGCUGACAGGCCUCUGCAAGAAGAUCAUGAAGACGUUUCUUCGUCGCAUCUCCAAAGACAUCAUGGCUGGCAAAACACCCAAUGAAAUCUGUGUGGACAUCAAGAUGUGCAAACCUUGAGCAGCUCGGCAACACAUACAGCCUCCCGACUGGCUUCAAGGCUGCGAAUCUGGUGUGU